AUUCUCUCUUUGUGGUUACAACUGCAUUGAAACCAAUCUCUCUGGAAGCAUAGAGAAGACAUUUUUAUUCUUUUUCAUGGUGAAAGCGGACGCAUCUCCCCAAGUGAAUAAACACAAUAUAGUCCUGAUCCGGGUGGGAGAAGACGGCGGAGCCAACUGAUCUGUAUAAGCGAUGGAGGCCACGGCGAGCUGCCCUCCCGAGGACUCAGAGGGGCUCGGAGCCGCCGGGGCCGCGGGCGGCACGGUGACGAAGGCGGACCAGCAGCUGCAGGAGGCCGUGCGGCUGAAGUCUGAGGGGAACGCAUGUUACCGGGAGAAACGCAUCCGCGCCGCCAUUGGCCGCUACCACCGCGCCCUGCUGGUGCUGCGAAGCCUGGACUCUGCCGUGACGGCCACGCUGAAGGGUUUCAGCCCGCAGACGCCAGCCCUAACCCCCCAGCAGGAGGCGCUGCUGAGAAGCACACAGGUGGAUUGUUACAACAAUCUAGCAGCCUGCCUGCUUCAGAGGGAGUGCGUCGAUUACGCCCGGGUGCAAGAAUAUAGUCUGCGUGUACUGCAGUGGCGGCCGGGCGACGUCAAAGCAUUGUACCGAGCGGGGAUAGCCACUCUGGAGCUGGGUGAUGCACACACUGCCCGGCAGUACCUCACAGAGGCCAGCAGAGGGCAGCCUAGCGAUGCAAACGUGAAGCGGCACCUACAGCGAGCCGAAGAGAGGCUCAGCAGCGAGUAUCAGCGGGAGAAAGCUCUGUACAAGGGCAUGUUUGGCAAGCAGAAGGAGGACACUGGGGAGGGAGGGAGUGGUGUCACACUGAAGUAAGUAUGAUGUCAUGACCCGAGGGGGGCGGGGCCUGUCCCAGAGCACAUGCACUGAAAGUCACUGGCAGGUGGGGCUGAAAUGCUGCCCAAAACAGGAACAGGAUGUGAGGCUUUAGAUUCUCCAGAUAUGUAAAAAAAAUAUAUAUACAGGAAGUGGACGGUACAUUUAGGAUGCACGAGCUGUCAUGAUGGACUGAUACGUGGUAAAGCAAAUCCUAAGUGUCUUAUUUUGUUAAACAUGAUCUGUGGAAGAUCCCCCAUAACCACUGUCUGCGUAUGCACCUAAGUGGUGUGUUUCCCGGACAAGCAGAAUGUCUUUCAAUUUGUUUCAUAUGCCUGAAUAAAUAUUUUGGAGAUACAAAGAA
Paramormyrops kingsleyae is the source of this 1181-nucleotide messenger RNA. It is a transcript of the gene ttc9c, whose product is annotated as tetratricopeptide repeat domain 9C. NCBI's taxonomy places the organism in Eukaryota, Metazoa, Chordata, Actinopteri, Osteoglossiformes, Mormyridae. The record is from RefSeq and is a predicted model, not a curated record. Gene Ontology annotation, molecular function: protein binding.